AUGUCUUGGGCGAUUGAACUGUCGGAGUACCAGAUCAAUUAUGAGCCAAGAACCGCCAUUAAGGCUCAAGCUCUCACAGAUUUCAUAGCCGAGAUGACACACUCCUGUACUGCUGAUAGCCAAAUCGCAGAAACCCCACGGUUGGCAGUAUGGAAGUUAUAUGUGGAUGGUUCUACCAAUGCCAAAGGAUCCGGUGCCGGAAUGAUAAUCGAAAAUUCAAAUGGUGUGGCGGUUGAGCACUUCUUAUCUUUCAACUUUAGCACCACUAACAAUCAAGUGGAAUACGAGGCCAUGAUAGCAGGCCUACUUCAAGCCAAAGAUUUAGGAGCCCAGCAUCUUAAAGUCUUCAGUGAUUCUCAGCUGGUGACAUUCCAAAUUUCUGGUGAAUAUCAAGCUAAAGGGCCUUUGAUGUGCAAAUACUUGGAGAAAGUCAAGGAGAUAAUGUUGACCUUUGAGGCGGUCGAAGUGGAGCACAUCAGGCGAUCGGAAAACACGCGCGCAGAUAUUCUCGCCAAGCUGGCAAGCACUAAAAGCCCUGGUAAUAAUCAUUCUGUCAUUCAGCAUAACCUGCCUAACCCAGGCAUCAUCAUGAGUAUUAUAGACAAAGCUGAAGGAGCCGCCGAAAACACCUGA
This is a messenger RNA of Gastrolobium bilobum, 633 nucleotides long. RefSeq lists its product as uncharacterized. Gene Ontology annotation, molecular function: nucleic acid binding; RNA-DNA hybrid ribonuclease activity. The coding region runs from base 1 to 633 and encodes 210 amino acids. The record is from RefSeq and is a predicted model, not a curated record. The transcript has a single exon. NCBI's taxonomy places the organism in Eukaryota, Viridiplantae, Streptophyta, Magnoliopsida, Fabales, Fabaceae.